Molecule: messenger RNA, 4118 nt
Organism: Choloepus didactylus (southern two-toed sloth)
Lineage: Eukaryota; Metazoa; Chordata; Mammalia; Pilosa; Megalonychidae
Gene: CDH9
Product: cadherin 9
Exons: 12
Coding region: 364-2733 (789 amino acids)
Biological process (GO): cell-cell junction assembly; cell morphogenesis; multicellular organism development
Cellular component (GO): catenin complex; adherens junction; plasma membrane
Molecular function (GO): calcium ion binding; cadherin binding
Source: RefSeq, a predicted model, not a curated record
GUGAUAUAGGAAAAUUGCCCCAAAUCUCACAAAUUGUAAGGGACAAAGCCAAUAUUUGAACACAGGCUGACAGAUUCUAGAGCCUCUGUAUUUGACCUUUAUGCUUUGGUGACCUCAUUUCUGAAUCCAUAGUUGUUUGCUCCAGGGUUAGGUAUCUGACUCAAGCUGGACAAAUGAGAGCCCAUUCCCAAGACUUCUUCAAACUUGAAUUAGAAGAGGCUACCAGUCACUUUGUGGAAUGGAAGAUGUUAACUCUGAACUGAGAAGAUAGUAUCACCCAUAUUUCACAUCAGGUUGAGGAGGUUUAGUUUAAGGGGAAACAGACAAAACAUUGAAUUUGACCUCCUGCGGAAGCUGCAGAAAAUGAGGACUUACCAUUGCCUGCCAUUAUUCGUCUGGACCUAUAUGUUCAUUACAAUCGACACCAUCCCUUUACAAGAAAAAGCUAACAAUUAUUUACAAAGCAAAAGAAUGGUGGAUCUGACAAAAGAUGACGGUAAAAUGCUGCGUCGCACCAAACGUGGCUGGAUGUGGAAUCAGUUCUUCUUGUUGGAAGAAUACACAGGUACAGACACCCAAUAUGUAGGCAAGCUUCACACUGAUCAAGAUAAAGGAGAUGGAAAUUUAAAAUAUAUAUUAACAGGAGAUGGGGCUGGCAGUCUGUUCAUUAUAGAUGAAAACACAGGCGAUAUUCAUGCUGCAAAGAAAUUAGACAGAGAAGAAAAAUCUCUAUACAUUCUUCGUGCCAAGGCUAUAGACAGGAAGACCGGGCGACAGGUGGAACCUGAAUCUGAAUUUAUCAUUAAAAUUCAUGAUAUCAAUGACAAUGAGCCAAAAUUCACAAAAGACUUGUAUACUGCCAGUGUUCCUGAAAUGUCUAGAGUCGGCACAUCUGUUAUACAAGUGACUGCAACAGAUGCAGAUGACUCCAACUAUGGAAAUAGUGCCAAAGUGGUCUAUAGCAUAUUGCAAGGACAACCAUAUUUUUCAGUGGACCCAGAAUCAGGAAUAAUAAGAACUGCAUUACCAGACAUGAGCAGAGAAAACAGAGAACAGUAUCAGGUGGUUAUUCAGGCCAAAGACAUGGGCGGUCAGAUGGGAGGCCUUUCUGGAACCACCACGGUGAACAUCACGCUGACGGACGUCAAUAAUAAUCCUCCCCGAUUCCCUCAGAGUACGUAUCAAUUUCAUUCUCCUGAGUCUGUGCCUCUUGGAACCCAUCUUGGAAGAAUAAAAGCCAAUGACCCUGAUGUGGGAGAAAAUGCUGACAUGGAAUACAGCAUUGCUGAAGGAGAUGGAGCAGACAUGUUUGAUGUGAUCACUGACAAGGAUACACAGGAAGGGAUUAUAACUGUCAAACAGAAUUUGGAUUUUGAAAACAAAAUGCUGUACACUUUAAGAGUGGAUGCAAGUAACACUCACCCAGAUCCACGAUUCUUACACCUGGGACCUUUCAAAGACACGGCUGUGGUCAAAAUAUCUGUGGAAGACAUAGAUGAGCCUCCUGUGUUCAGCAAAUUUUCUUACUUGAUAGAAGUAGAUGAAGACGUAAAGGAGGGCAGCAUCAUUGGCCAGGUUACAGCAUAUGAUCCAGAUGCCAUGAACAAUUUAAUAAAAUACACAGUGGAUCGGCACACUGACAUGGACCGGAUUUUUAGUAUUCACUCAGAAAAUGGCUCUAUCUUCACUUUGAAGCCCCUUGAUCGGGAAUCAUCCCCUUGGCACAAUAUCACCGUUACAGCUACAGAAAUAAAUAACCCAAAACAAAGUAGUCAUAUCUCUGUCUUCAUCAGAAUUUUAGAUAUAAAUGACCAUGCACCGGAAUUUGCCACGUACUAUGAAACAUUUGUUUGUGAAAAUGCAAAACCUGGGCAGUUGAUUCAGACGGUCAGUGUCAUGGACAAAGAUGACCCUCCCCGAGGCCACAAAUUCUUCUUUGAACCAGUGCCAGAAUUUCCCCUUAAUCCGAAUUUCACCAUUGUCGACAAUAAAGAUAAUACAGCAGGAAUCCUGACUCGAAAAGAAGGGUACAGCCGCAACAAAAUGAGCACUUACCUCCUGCCAAUUUUAAUCUUCGACAAUGAUUAUCCGAUCCAAAGCAGCACUGGAACGCUGACGAUCCGUGUGUGUGCCUGUGACCAUCAAGGAAACAUGCAAUCCUGCAACGCGGAAGCCUUGACCCUCUCCGCCGGCCUCAGCACCGGCGCCCUCGUCGCCAUUCUUCUCUGCGUUAUCAUUCUGCUUAUUUUGGUUGUGCUGUUUGCUGCAUUGAAGAGGCAAAGAAAAAAGGAACCUCUGAUAAUUUCAAAAGACGACGUUCGAGACAACAUUGUGACGUACAAUGAUGAAGGGGGUGGAGAGGAAGAUACCCAAGCUUUUGACAUUGGCACGUUAAGGAAUCCCGAAGCAAGAGAAGACAGUAAACUUAGAAGGGAUGUAAUGCCUGAAACUAUUUUUCAGAUAAGGAGGACUGUGCCUCUGUGGGAAAAUAUUGAUGUACAAGAUUUUAUCCAUCGAAGAUUAAAAGAAAAUGACUCAGACCCAAGCGCACCUCCUUAUGAUUCACUGGCAACAUACGCCUAUGAAGGGAAUGAUUCUGUAGCAGAUUCGCUCAGUUCUUUGGAAUCUUUCACCGCAGAUUGUAACCAAGAUUAUGAUUACCUAAGUGACUGGGGGCCUCGUUUUAAAAAACUUGCAGAUAUGUACGGGGGUGAUGACAGUGACCGAGAUUAAGUAUUGUAUGACUUAAUCGAUAUUAGUGAAAGUACUGUCUUUGUUACAAGAUUGGAUGGCCGUAUUCUCUUCCUGUAAGGAAAUAAAACAGAAUCGAAAAUGCAAGGAAUACGUAGGUGUUGUCUUAGCAAAGGUGUACUUUAUCAGUAAAUUUCUGUGAAUGAGUACGAAUGACAUAGAUUUUAAAAAUUAAUAAUAACCAGUUCACCCUCUUUGCCUAACAAUCUGAAGGAAAGUAUAUCAUAUCAAUAAUCGUAAAAAUGCUUAAAAGGCUUUUUGUGCCUUUUCUUAGAUAUAAGAACUUUGUAAAUGGUUUCUUAACUGACUUAUAGUCACAUUUAUUAUUAAAUAAAACGUGCAAACUGCUUUGUAAACUAUUAUAGAAAAAAAUAUAUCCCUAAAGAAAUAGGAAUGAUUAUUAUUGCCAUAUUUAUUUAGUUUAAGAAUGUCUUUGUGUUAAUUCAUUCAUAUUUUUUAUAAAUGUAUAUUUAUAUUUUUGUAUUUUUAUGAAAUAAACUAGUAUUUAUAAAAAUAACUUUCAUUUUAUUUAAUUCUUAGAGGUAGUUGUGAUCUAACAUAUAACAGACAAUGUUUACAUCUUUAAAUGUAAAACAUGAUUUACUCAGGGAAAAAGCAGCUAAGAAGCUGGGACUUGGACCUAGAAUGCAGUGGGACUAUAAAUAAGCUUUUGUACAGUUUGUGAUUUUCUGUUUCAAUCAUUUAAACAUGGUUAAGUGUUUAUUGAACUGCUGAUGUCUGACCAUCAAAAGGAUGUGAGACACAUUCAGAAUAUAAAUUAUUAUAAAUACAGUUAUGGAUAAUAAACUUUAAUUGUUGCAUAAUUCUUUACUAUUGGAUCAACCAAUGGAUUUUACUGGAGAGUAAAUUAACUAUGUGUCAGUCAUGUUAGAUGAAGAAAAAUCUAAAUCACUCUUCACUCAUGAAUAUUAUGGUUUUCAGAAUGAGAAAUAAUAGUUCUCAUUUCUUUUAUCUGUGAUUAGAAAUGGAAUAUUUGCAUAGCUCUGGGUACCACAUUUAAAAUGCGUAUUGACAAACUUUUUGUCUGUGUAUUCUUGAUUGAUUUUAUUGAGGAUAUUCAAAGUCAUUGUGUUUGAGGAACUCUUAUAAAAACAAAGGACAUGUACCCUGUAUAAAAGAAACCUUAAAGGAUAUGAUGGCUAUUAAUGGUUGAAAUUGUUCCGAAAACAGAAUGCAGUUGUUUAAAGACAUGGGAAGGGAUGAGAAGUGAAAAGGAAAAUUGGACAUAAUCAUUUCCAAAUCUUUGAAAAACUGCUGUGCAGAAAACAUGCCCUGGUUUGGCUUGGAGAGAAAACCUAAACUCACAGAUGGAAACGUCACAAGAAAAUUGCAUAUUAUUCAUUUCU